Messenger RNA from Lachancea meyersii CBS 8951, 1992 nucleotides. The record is from the annotation of a GenBank genome assembly. Lineage: Eukaryota; Fungi; Ascomycota; Saccharomycetes; Saccharomycetales; Saccharomycetaceae.
AUGAUCAAAUCGACAAACUCUAUUUUUCAAUUAGACUAUCCUGCGAAAUCGACCCUCACACCUAUCAGACAAAGCGGACAUGGUUUCUUUGCUGAGAAUGACAAGCCUAAAAAACUCCCGAAAGAGAGUUCAAGUUUUGAGACGGACUUAAAUUCCUGUGCUAAUCCGUAUUCAAGAUCUAUGUGGGCGACUGAACACGAUUUCAAGCUCAAUGUACAGCAGCUAGAGCAGCUGAACUUCAAGACUAAAAAAGUGAGUGAUUCGAGUAUAUCGGGUCUAUCCGAAAAUAUCAGGCUUGAUGCAUCUCCAACAGAACCUCUGGACCUCGGCUCACGCGAUUGCGAUGAAACCAAUCAAAAACAAUCUCCGUUCAAAGGCAAGGAUUUUUUGGACGCUUUGUUUGAGCUGCUUAGAAACGAAGAGGCCUAUUUCAACGUUACUGACGCACUUAACAUGGUCUAUCGCUGGGAACUGCACAACAACAAGAAGUUUAGAGACAAGUUGGUUGUGAAAGACUCCAAAGAGGAAAUCCUACUUUUUGGUAAUGUAGACACCAUAACACAGCUGAGCAAAAUUCUAGUCAAGUCUGUGAAGAACUAUGUCGUUGCAUGCUGUCGAUCAGGGACUUCUAGGGUCGAUUGGGAAGGGUUUGAUACCCAUCUAAGUGUUCCACAAGAAUUUGCAAACACUUUCAACCCCACGGCAUUUUUUGACUCUCAUUUAAACAAAAUCAGGUCAACUUACGGCACAUACUUCUCGAGCCACGAAAGACAAAUUCAACUUCUCACGGAGCUGAAAACAAAUUAUCGCUCUUUGUUUUACAAAUGGUGCGAGAACUGUUUGAAAAGAAGCGAUUAUCUUAGCAUCGAAGAUAUACUAGAGUCUCCUAUCAAACGUGCCAAAGAACUGGACGAAGAUCUGCAGCGCCUGAUAUGCGGAGCCGAAGAAUACCUUUCCCCAGAAACAAUGAAAGAACUGAAAUCAUUCAAGGAUCGCUACUCAAGCUUCCUUUCUGAUUCGAUAGCUUUGGUAAAAUCGCAGACAAACAAUACAACCAACAUUUCGGCUGUGCCACAAGAUAGACAAAGUGGAAAUCAUUUACAUAUUUCUGCCAGCGAUGUGUCCUGCAGAUCUAGUGAUACCCAUUUUUCACUGUCAUCUAGUAGGUAUUCUGACUAUACCAAUAUCGAUACCAUCACGGAUAUUCAUAAACGGAAUAGCGUGCCUAAAAAAAAAAGUGUUCAUUACGAUAAUCCGACGCUAGCGGACUGUAUUGAAAGAUUCAGGCGAGUGGAGAAGCAUUUGGGAAAACUGGAGAAGGAACUUAUAAAACUGGAUCUAACAGCCAUACUUGACCAAAACUUGCGGCAGGCAGAGCACUGGCGCAAAAUAUUUGAAUUUGAACCAGCCAGCCAAUUACUCACGCAACAUGCAAAUGUAGAAACCAUCUACACAGCUUACAUCAACAAGAUUCAUCAGCAGCGACAAGAUGUGAUGUUGCUUAAGCUGGUUGGUUUCCAAACACAUGUUUUAGAUCCGUUGCUGCAGAUUAGAAAACUAUGUGAGCGGGCCAGCAUUCAAGUCGGGGACUUUAAGGCACUGAAAAAAGACUACAUGGCCUCAUUGAUGUCCAAGGAUAGUCUUGAUAUCAAAAUGCAGCUGGUGGUCAAGCAUUUCGAAGAGCUUCAAACCAGACUGUUAGCCGAACUGCCAAUCUUUCUGCAAUUGUUGUCCGAACUUGUCCAUUCGUUGCUAUUGGCUUAUAAUAAAUGCAUGCUGGAUUACAUGGAGUCUUUAUGUGGAGGGAAACGGCUCUUGGGCCGAGAACUGAAGCUGCUGGCUUCCGGCGAACGAGAGCCUGGUGACAAUUUCGAUAUUCUUCAAAUGUUUUCGUCCUCUCGCUUCUGUGCAAAACAAUUAAUCCGCGAAAACUGGAGCUGCCACGGUAGAGCUGCUGAGAGCCGAGUGGUUCGAAAGCUGUUCGAACUGUAG